AAAUAAUUUCUCGUGGUUUGAGGCGUUGGCUAAGCUGUGGUUUUCCUUCGUUAUCACGACCUCGAUGUCCCUCUCUAUCAAGCUCUCUCGCUAAGCGAACAUCCAAUAAUUUGAAAGAGAAUUCGUAGAAAGAAGAGGAGGAUAAAGCCGAUACUAAGAUUCGGAUCUGUCUGCACUUCUUUCGACGGCAAGCUCGAUAUAGACCUGAAGCUCUUUCAUGUGAUCCCAUUUCCUGUGUUUUCUCGACGUUUUAAGCCCUUUGGAUGAAGUACGCAAGGCUGUGAAGGAGGAAAGAGGGAAAUGUUAUAUUUGAAGCAGCCAAGGGGAAGUCUACGAGUCAGGCGGCUGGAGUAGCCUUUGAUCCGGCGGGAUCUGCAUGCUCAAGUGAAGAGGCCCGAGCCUGGAGCUCGGGAACGGCCUGUUGCGUUAUGGAGGCAGCUGAUGUCACGUUGGUAGCUGAUAGGAUAGCCAGUGAGCCUGGCCCCGGCAGGUGUUACCUGCAGAAGUUCAGUCUCUAUGAGACCAGAUCGAAAUUCUAUAUGAUCGGAAGGGACAAGAAUAGAACAUCAUGGAGAGUGUUAAAGGUUGACCGGCUGGAAUCUUUUGAGCUUAAUAUCUGUGAGGACUCCACUAUAUACUCUGAGGGCGAAUGCAAUGAUCUAUUGAAGCGCAUUCAUGAAGGAAACAGGCCAACCGGAGGGUUAAGAUUUGUUACCAACUGUUAUGGGAUUGUUGGUUUUAUUCAGUUCUUGGGGCCCUAUUACAUGCUGCUUGUUACUAAAAGAAGGCUAAUUGGUGCAAUAUGCGGUCAUAAGGUUUAUGCCGUCACCAAGAGUGCAAUUAUAACCAUUCCAAAUUCAAGCGUUCGGGCCUCUAUGGCUAUUCCAAAGGCUGAAAACAGAUACAAGAAGCUGUUGCGUACCGUGGAUCUUACAAAGGACUUCUUUUUCAGUUACUCAUACAAUGUGAUGCAAAGUAUUCAGAAGAACUUAUGCGAUGCUAAGGCAGGGCAACUUUUGUAUGAAACUAUGUUUGUCUGGAAUGAAUUCUUGACAAGAGGAAUUCGGAAUCAUCUUAAAAACACUGCUUGGACUGUUGCUUUAGUUUAUGGUUUUUUCACUCAGGCUAAGCUAUCAAUAUAUGGGAAAAAUUUUAGGUUGACACUCAUUGCUAGGCGAUCACGUCAUUAUGCUGGAACCAGGUAUCUGAAGCGCGGCGUUAAUGAUAAGGGUAGUGUCGCAAAUGAUGUAGAGACAGAGCAGAUUGUUUUUGAAGAUGUUCCUGGAGAAAAUCCUAUGCAGAUAAGUUCUAUAGUACAAAAUAGGGGUUCCAUUCCCCUUUUUUGGUCCCAGGAGACAUCAAAGAUGAACAUGAAGCCUGAUAUUGUUUUGCAGAAGCAGGACAAGCAUUAUGAAGCUACCCGGCUUCAUUUUGAAAAUCUUGUGAAGAGAUACGGAAACCCAAUCAUUGUAUUGAACUUAAUUAAGACACAAGAGAAGAAACCGAGAGAAUCUAUCCUUAGAGCAGAAUUUGCAAAUGCAAUUGAUUUCUUAAAUAAAGAUCUCUCAGAAGAAAGUCGUCUAAGAUUUUUACAUUGGGAUCUUCACAAACAUAUGCGGAGGAAGGCAACAAAUGUGCUCCUACUGCUGGGUAAAGUGGCGUCUUAUGCCUUGUAUUUGACUGGCUUCUUUUAUUUCCAAGUGACGCCUGUUUUGAGUCUUGACCGUGGUAUCAGGCAGCCUGAUGCAUUGAAGGAAAGCGCUGGUGAAUUGUCUUGCAACAAGGAAAGCAAUGACAACAACAACAACUGCUUAGACGAUGUUGUCACCUCUAGGCAUGGAAUACAGGAAGAUAACUUGGCAAGAUCAGAAAAAAUUGGGCGUGAAUGUUCUCAAAAAGAGAUUGAAUACUCUGAAAACUGUUUUGUUAAACCUCCUAUGCUUCAAACAGGUGUCCUUCGCACUAACUGCAUAGAUUGCUUGGAUCGUACAAAUGUUGCUCAAUAUGCUUAUGGUUUGGCUGCACUUGGGCAUCAACUCCAUGCCUUAGGCCUCAUAGAUAAUCUGAAACUUGAUUUGGAUGCUCCGUUGGCUAGUGAGUUGAUGGGUUUCUACGAGAGAAUGGGGGAUACGCUUGCACUACAGUAUGGUGGAUCUGCAGCGCACAACAAGGUAUUCUCUGAAAGAAGGGGUCAGUGGAAGGCAGCAACUCAGUCUCAGGAGUUCUUCCGGACACUUCAGAGAUACUACAGCAAUGCCUAUAUGGAUGCUGAAAAACAGAAAGCAAUAAACUUGUUUCUUGGAUACUUCCGACCCAAGCAGGAUAAGUUAGCUAUUUGGGAGCUGGACCCUGAAGAGAAUUAUAUUGCUUUAAGGCAUGAUAAUGACUUGGGAAUUGAAACUCCAAGGUCAUUUAUCAAAAGAUCUUUAUCAGAUGGAAGCAUUCUGCAUCAAAACAAUACGCCUAUGUCAAAUUGUAGUAUGGAUAACAAUGAAGUUUCUAAAUCAGUCAUGUCUGAUAAAAGACAUGAAGUCAGUGCCAUGAGACUUUCUGGUUCAACACCAGAAAUUUCAGCUUGUAAAAUGGAUGCAUUUUUCAGUUAUACAUCAGCAAUGCCUUGUCGGGGGCUUUUGGUAAAGAACGAACAUGGAUACGUAACUGAACUUGCGUUUGAUGCAUCAACUUCUUCAAAUUUUCUGGAUCUUGAUCAGCUAUUAUCCUCCGGUAAUUCAUGUGAGGAAACUUUUGAGAGGUCAACUGUUAAAUCAACAGCCAUGAACUCUUCGGUUGCAAAUCUUUCCUCCGAGAUUGUUGCUAACGGCUUAGAAUAUGAUGAAAUUUCACCUAUAAAGGGAAUGGAUACAGUUCUUUCCACCGAUGAUGUCCCCAAAGAAUUUUCAGACAGCUUUGUUAGCUGGGUUUUUCAUGGAGAAACCUUGUUCACUAAAAUAAAGACUUCUGGCCUUCAAUUCCCAUAUGCUUAACUGCAAAAGCUAAGCACAAGAGAAAGGUGAAACCCUAUUCAGUUCAAGACAGAUUAUUCAUUUGUAAGAUUACCCAUGUAGAUUUUAUUUAAUUUAAUUUUAAUUUGAUUAAGGUUCUCACUCUCAUCUCCGGCCAUAGUCAAAUAGGAAGUAGGAGUAAAUAUUUGCAAAUUCUUUUUGAGAUUGAUUAUGGAAGAAAAAAAGGAAAACCAAGUUUCGAUUCUGUAUAUAUACACCAUUUUUAUUUUGUAGAAGCACAAUUCCAUGUAACGGAUUUUUUUUGUUUUUUAUUUACCGUACGCUCAAUUUAAUUAUUUGUAUAAGGUUUAUCAAAGGAUGUGCAGUUAUUUUU
Dendrobium catenatum is the source of this 3336-nucleotide messenger RNA. Its product is annotated as phosphoinositide phosphatase SAC2. Lineage: Eukaryota; Viridiplantae; Streptophyta; Magnoliopsida; Asparagales; Orchidaceae. Gene Ontology annotation, molecular function: phosphatidylinositol-3,5-bisphosphate 5-phosphatase activity. The record is from RefSeq and is a predicted model, not a curated record. Bases 429 to 2984 code for a protein of 851 amino acids. Gene Ontology annotation, cellular component: intracellular membrane-bounded organelle. The transcript is spliced from 16 exons. Gene Ontology annotation, biological process: phosphatidylinositol dephosphorylation.